Messenger RNA from Arvicola amphibius (Eurasian water vole), 2722 nucleotides. RefSeq names its product NALCN channel auxiliary factor 1 (gene Nalf1). Gene Ontology annotation, molecular function: stretch-activated, monoatomic cation-selective, calcium channel activity. The record is from RefSeq and is a predicted model, not a curated record. The transcript has 3 exons. Gene Ontology annotation, biological process: calcium ion import across plasma membrane. Bases 1 to 1425 code for a protein of 474 amino acids. NCBI's taxonomy places the organism in Eukaryota, Metazoa, Chordata, Mammalia, Rodentia, Cricetidae. Gene Ontology annotation, cellular component: plasma membrane.
AUGACCAGGGGUGCUUGGAUGUGUCGGCAGUAUGACGACGGCUUAAAAAUCUGGUUGGCAGCACCCCGGGAGAACGAGAAACCGUUCAUCGAUUCAGAGCGGGCUCAGAAAUGGCGACUGUCUCUGGCCUCUCUCUUGUUUUUCACAGUCCUGCUCUCUGAUCACUUGUGGUUUUGCGCCGAGGCCAAGCUGACCCGGACCCGGGACAAAGAGCAUCACCAACAGCAGCAGCAACAGCAACAGCAGCAACAGCAACAGCAGCAGCAACAGCAGCAGCAGCAGCAGCAACAGCAGCAGCAGCAGCGGCAGCAGCAGCGACAGCGGCAGCAGCAGAGGCAGCGGCAGCAGGAACCCUCCUGGCCCGCGCUCCUGGCCAGCAUGGGGGAGUCCUCGCCCGCCGCCCAGGCACACAGACUCCUCUCCGCCUCCUCGUCCCCCACCCUGCCCCCCUCCCCGGGAGGCGGCGGCGGCGGCAGCAAGGGCAACCGAGGCAAGAACAACCGGAGCAGGGCUCUUUUUCUAGGAAACUCUGCCAAGCCGGUGUGGCGCCUGGAGACUUGUUACCCUCAGGGCGCCUCCUCCGGCCAGUGCUUCACCGUGGAGAGCGCGGAGUCGGUGUGCGCCAGGAACUGGAGUCGGGGGGCGGCCGCGGGGGAGGAGCAGUCGUCCAGGGGCUCUCGGCCAACUCCGUUGUGGAACUUGUCGGAUUUUUACCUUUCGUUUUGUAAUUCCUACACACUUUGGGAGUUGUUCUCGGGGCUGUCCAGCCCCAGCACUUUGAACUGCAGUUUGGACGUGGUGCUCACGGAGGGCGGUGAGAUGACCACGUGUAGACAGUGCAUCGAAGCUUACCAGGACUACGACCACCACGCGCAGGAGAAGUACGAAGAGUUUGAAAGUGUGCUGCAUAAGUACUUACAGUCGGAUGAGUACUCGGUGAAGUCAUGUCCUGAGGACUGCAAGAUUGUCUACAAAGCCUGGCUCUGCUCCCAGUAUUUUGAAGUCACACAGUUUAACUGCAGAAAGACAAUUCCAUGCAAGCAAUAUUGUUUGGAGGUGCAGACCAGGUGUCCGUUCAUAUUGCCGGACAAUGACGAAGUCAUCUACGGAGGCCUCUCCAGCUUCAUCUGCACAGGGCUCUACGAAACCUUCCUAACCAAUGAUGAACCCGAAUGCUGUGACAUCAGGAGCGAGGAGCAAUCUGCACCCCCACCCAAAGGGACCGUGAACAGAAGAGACUCCUGUGCCAGGAGGUCGCUCACAGUGUCCUCGGCCACCAGACUGUGCCCCGCCCGGCUCAAGCUGUGUGUUCUCGUCCUCAUCCUCCUUCACACAGUGCUCACGGCCUCCGCAGCGCAGAACUCCACGGGGCUGGGCCUGGGCGGCCUCCCCACGCUGGAGGACAACUCCACCCGGGAGGACUGAGCGCAGCCGGGGCACACACGGGGCGCGAGCGCACGGCGCAGAGCGCAGGGCUGGACAGGUGCACGCUUUUGCGCGCAGAGCAUUGAUGACCUACCCGGGAUGUGCACCCGCUGCUGCCCGGGGAACUGAACCCACCCGGGUGCUUUACCCUCGGACUUCCCGCAAGACCUGUGGGUAACAUUCAACAAGAUGGGCCCGAUUCCCAACAAGGACACAGCUGCAGCUUUUUAUCGACUAAGAGGCUGCCAGUGACUCAGUUUCUCACACCAUUUUAUACACUGUGUUUUAACGUUUGGAGGUUUUUAUUUUGUUGUUGUUGUUGUUGUUUCUUUUUCUUCUUUCUUUUCUUUCUCUUCGGUUUGAAUUUAUUUUCCGUUUAUUUGAUUUUAUUUCAUUUUUCUGCACUUGUUAAUGCAGGAUUUCUUUGUGGGUGAACUUAAGUCUCUCCACUGUCUCUCUAUUUCUAGUCAUUGUGUGUCCAUCAGUACUUCUGUCUACGUCCUGUCAGUUUCUAAUAGAGGAAUGACCGCUAUAACCUCACGGUGUAGCAAAAAAAUAAAAAACAAAAACAAAAAAACAUAAAACAAAAACAAACAAAAAAACAACAAAAAAGAAUUAAAAAUCAACAAAAAAAAGAUAAAAAAAGAAAACAAAAAAUAAAAAAAUUCCCUAAGCCUCCUUCCAACCCAUGGACGCCACGCCCUGCAGGCCCUGCUGGCCCUCGCCUUCUGUCCCCAAGCAGACAACAUCCGCUUGCUUCUGUCUGUGUCUCGCAUGGUGGGUGUGUGUCUCGCACAAGCCGAGCAGAGGGAGCCAGGGCCUAGCGGUCCCUCUGGAUGAUCCAAUAGUGCAUUCAGAGAGUCAGGCAGCUCACAGGUUUUAUGUGGGGGAAAAAAAAAUCACACUAACAGAGUGAAACACGCUCCGUGAACCGAGUGGCUCCCGUGCCCAUCCUCAGUUCUUUCUUCCUGGCGGGGCAGACAGGAGCGGUCCCAUGGUCCACGGCCCACGGCCCACGGCUCAUGGCCAGCAAGUAGCCCCUCCUUGAACACAGGGCGCUUGCCUCCAGCUGAUGGGAGCAGAGACCAAGAACACAAAUCCAGACUUCUGUUCCUCCUUUAUCGUGGUGGAAGGGAUCUAGUAUACAGAAUAUGUACCAUUUUAUCCCAAUAUCGCCCUACACAGGGUUCCAGUUUCCUCCAGGUAUAAAAUGUAUACAGCGUUGCAUUAUCACAGAGGAAACUCUCCUUUUGAAAACAAUCAACCGAUCAGCCAUUUUUACUAUCAUGCGAAGCGU